This is a messenger RNA of Archocentrus centrarchus (flier cichlid), 6637 nucleotides long. RefSeq names its product ATPase family AAA domain containing 5a (gene atad5a). Gene Ontology annotation, cellular component: nucleus. Lineage: Eukaryota; Metazoa; Chordata; Actinopteri; Cichliformes; Cichlidae. The coding region runs from base 365 to 5800 and encodes 1811 amino acids. The transcript has 22 exons. The record is from RefSeq and is a predicted model, not a curated record. Gene Ontology annotation, molecular function: ATP binding; DNA clamp unloader activity; DNA binding.
UCACAUCCAGUCUGGCGCGUUAUUGAAAGAGCCGGAUUCCGCGAAGAAAUAUGAAACUUAGCUUUAUUUUCGGAACAGUUCUGAAAAUAUCCGUGUAACCGUUUUAGAUUUUGUGUUUGUAUAUCCGCGUCUGACACCCCGGGAAAUGUUUGUAACACUUGUUGGGUCUGUGGGGAGCUUUGAGACUAGCAUCUAAGCUGCGAAGGCAGUUACUAGCUUGUUCUUAUUUUACAGUAACGUAUUUUUUCUGGCACCAAACAGGCACGCAAUGUUUUUUUUGCUUUAGUUGUGCUAUGGUUCAAACGAAAAAGUGAAUGACACAGUGUAACAGCAAGUUCCGGUUCUGCUUCAUCGGUCUUGUCAGAUGAUGGCUGGUGUUGUGGCUAUGCCUUCUGUCAUUGAGGACUUUGACAGCCAGCCUUGCAAGAAAUCUCGCAAAGAUGGUGGCAGUCCUGUUGUCAAGACAAUCACCAACUAUUUCCCUCCUGUGCCUAAGCCUGUGGAGAAACCCUUCUCUCCUCCACGUUCCAGUAACAUCAUGGACUACUUUAGCAAGAGGGCUCCAUCCUGUAAAGACAAAACGAGCUCACCAGAGCAAGGUAAAGAAGAAGCGAGGCCUCACUUUGCAGAAAAACACGCCAGCCCAGAGCCAGUGAAACAGCUGUCACAGAAACGGGGUCGGAAAACCAGCAAAGCUGCAAGGAAACUUGCCGGGGCUGAAAUUGUUAAUUCCACAGAGGAAGCAAGUUGUGUGGUUGUACAAGAAUCACAUGAAAGCAAAGACCCUGCUGCAGGUGCAUCCAAAACUUCUGGAGUCCUUGGCAGUGAUACAGCAGCCCUGCUGGCCCAGCUUAGUGCUGAGGCUUGCAUUCCUGCAGAAACAUCAGAGACAAAUGCCACUAUUAUUGUCACUGAUGAGCAGGCUGAGAAAGCCGAAUGUGUUGAACUUAAAACAGCGCUAAAUGCUAUCGAGUUAUCUCCGAUUGUACCUUCAAAGGAUGAAGCAAAACAGGUCAAAACUGCAGCACAAAAUACCAGGAAGAGGCAGCAACAGGAGGCAAAGCAGUCAGAGCCAGAGGAGAAAGAAACGGAAAUGGAGCACUCCAUCGGUGACAAAAGCAUGGAGGUCAGUCUGGAUGAGUCCUCUCAGUUAAACAACAGCACAGUGAGAAUCUCCUUUGAGGAUUUUUUACGGAGUCAGAGUCAGGAUGAGACUGAAGAGGACAGAGAAGAUAAAAUAACAAAAGAGACAGAUGAGCUGGAAAUCUCCAAACCAGAAGAGGAGCUGCAAUCCCAGGUUUCACCCCGAACUGUCACCAUCCAGGCUGAAGUACACAUUUCACCCAAACAAGAAGCACCCAAGGCAGUGAGAAAGUUAGCCUCCAUCUUCAACCGGAAAAAAGGAGCAUGCAGGCCUGGAGAGGGAGUUUCUCCUCACACAGAGGCUGGACACCAGCUUCCUUCUCUGACUGCCAAACGGAAAUCCAACGUGGUUCUUCAGGAAGAGGAUCUGGAGCUGGCAGUGCUCGAGAGCGAAUCUACUCCCAAGUGCAGUGAAGCUGAGAAGAAGCAAUUCAUGGCCGCAUUCAAGCAGGCCGGUGUGGAUGCCAAACCUAUCAAGAGCCAAGGCAAGCAGAAGCAACCAGGAGAGAAAAAUCUGGAUGCUGCUGAUAAAGUUGCUGAAGCUGACACUGAAAAUCUGCCCUCUGUUGAACAAACCUCUCAGUCCUCUCAAGGAAACAAAGACACUAAGAAAAAAACAACAAGAAAAGGAGGAAAGAAAGCUAAAGAGGAAAAGGAGGCUGUGAGCACGUCUCCUGCUGCUGCUGCUGCUGCUGCUCCUGCUGAGGAAGAAACUGCAGCCACGACCGUUGAGGUUGAAGAGAAAAGGCCAGAGUCUCCCAUCACCACAGCUCCCUCCAUCCCAGCUGUGAGACGAUCCAGACGAGAGGCUGUAGUCCGGAAAGUGCUUGAAACCACCUCAACAACACCUGUCAGAAAAACCAGGAAGCAAACCGAGUCAAAGGAUGCUGAUGUUACUGCUUUACCUCAGCCUGAGGACAGCCCUGUGAAGAUGUCCACCCCAAAGACGCGCAAGUCCAAAUAUGGUGUCUUCCAAGCAGAGAUGAUGUGCCUGCCUGAUGAAAAAGAGAGUCCAAUCAGGAUGAAAUUCACUCGAUCCUGUAAAAAUGUUUCCACGUCCAAGGCUGAAGGGGGAAGUGGCACAAACGCAUCUUUGACUACUAAAAUAUCAAGUGAGUCUAAGAAGAGAGAACAGGCUAAGAAGUUGGUGCAAAAAGCCAAAGUGAUUCAGCAGAAUAAAAAAACUGUGGAGGAGAAGAGCACCCUAAGGCGUUCAUCUCGAACUUCCAUCAAGAGGAGCUACUGUGAAGAUGAGGAUUCUGUCAUCUGCAUGGAGGACCUGACCGCCUCUCCUCUCAAAGACGCAGAGAAGACUACAACCCAGAAGCCUCUGCGCAGUCUGAAUGAUGUUUUGGGCAAAGCCAUCCCACCUGGCAAAGAGACCAAAGCCACCUCAGGCUCCAAAGUGGGCUCACAGGGUCAAGAGAAGACCGCUCGGAAGGUGUCAGCUGUAAUUUCCAUCUUUGACGACAACAGCCGGGAUGGCUCUGAAAACUCGCAGGAUGACGAGCAGUUCAGGGCACGCAGAGAGUUCCUGAAGAGCGGUUUGCCUGAAUCCUUUAAAAAACAGAUAGCCAAGACUGCUGCCACAAAGGAGGCGUACUCUGCCUCCUGUUCCUCCUUUCAGCCAGUGACACACACAGUGCAACCACCCAAUGAUUGCUCUCUCUGGAGUCUGCCGUGGCCCAAGUCUUCAUUACUGUGUCAGCUAAAAGAGCUUUGGAGCCACACAUCCAGCAGUCUUCCAUCAGUCAGUGGCUCACUUUGUGUGAAGACAGCACCAGCCUGUAGGAGCUUUUAUAAAAGGGGUUCAGGCUGGAGACCGGAGAUCUCUGAAAGUGUUCGUCAGCUUCUAGUGGAGGAGUUCAACACUUCCAACCCUGAGUUUCCUGCACAGAUGUUCAUCAGUCGCUUCCUGAAGAAACGCGCUGACCAUCAGAAGCAGUUUAUACACUUAGAACAAGAAGCUGUGACCAGAGUCGCAAGCAUCCCAAAGCCAGCUGAACCAGCAGGAGGGAAGAGGAAAAGGAUGAAUGAGGAAGGAGCGAAUACAGCGAAGGUGGCUAAGAAGCGGCGAUCCAACCAUUCAGAAGCGAGCAUCUCCACAGCAGAGCCAGAGGCAACAAAGCGCGGAGGCCGUACAAGACGAUCUCAGAGAUGCAGGCGAAAAGAGGAGGAGGAGGAAACCAAGCCUUCACUCCAAGCUGCUCCAAUCCCCCAAGAAGAUGACAGUGUGUGCAUAAUAGAUGACUUGCUUUCCAGAGAGGACACUGGGAAAAAAGAUGUGGUGAAGGAGGACGUGUUGUGGACAGAUAAAUAUCUGCCGCAGCACUCCAGUGACAUCAUAGGCAACACCUCCUCAGUGAGGAGGCUGCACAGUUGGCUAAAGGAAUGGAAACUGCGUGCAGAUCGAGAAGAAAGAAAAAAGCAGAAAGACAAGAAAGGAGAGGAUGGAAGCUGUGAGUCAGACUGGGACUGCGGAGAGGAUGAAUCCCAGGAUGGAGAGGACAUGUUGUGUAAUACAGUGCUGAUCACAGGACCCACUGGAGUAGGAAAGACUGCUGCAGUGUAUGCUUGUGCGCAGGAGCUGGGCUUCAAGGUGUUUGAGGUGAAUGCUUCAUCUCAGCGAAGUGGCCGGCUUAUUCUGUCCCAGCUGAAAGAAGCCACUCAGUCGCAUCAGGUGGAUAGUCAGGGGGUCAAUGCCCACAAACCCACCUACUUCAACAGCUAUGGCAUGAGCAACAGUGUUGGCUCUGUCAGGCCUGGAUCUUCUCCAAGAAAGGUGAACUCUCCUCGCAGGGUGGUGUCUUCCCCCAGGAAACCCCAGUCACCCAGAGGUGCCAAAAAAGGAGGCCUGACUCCAGUCUCUUUAGCUAAAUUCUUUAAAACAGGGGUAUCCACCACCAAGGAGCCACAAAACACUACAAAAGCUGCUUCCAAGAAAGUCGUAAGAGCAACCGAGGGUGCACAUAAAGACCUUUCAGUGAAAACGCCGCCAUCUGCCACCUCCAAAGAGAAGAGCAGCGAAGAACAGAGCAAGAAGACGGCAACAUCACUCAUCCUGUUUGAAGAAGUGGAUGUUAUUUUUGAUGAUGACUCAGGAUUUCUAGCUGCCAUCAAGACAUUCAUGACGACGACUAAGAGGCCAGUCAUCCUCACGACCAGCGAUCCUGCUUUCAGCAACAUGUUUGAUGGAAGCUUUGAAGAGAUCCAUUUCAAGGCGCCGUCUGUGUCUGUUGUGAGCAGCUACCUGCAGCUGCUGUGUCUGGCUGAGGACAUGAGGACAGAUCCCGCAGACGUCACGUCUCUGCUCAAACUCAAUGGCUGCGACAUCAGGCAGAGUCUACUGCAGCUUCAGUUCUGGACUCGCAGUGCAGGCGGCCGCCACGUGGCAAGGCCGUUGGUGCAGACGAGCAAAAAUGAAGCUGAACUAAAGUCAGAACCUGAAGAGGCAGCAGACACAUCUGUGACUGUCUCCUCCACCCUGCCUCCCUGUGACACUGGUUGCACUGAGAGCAAGCUGGGCCUGCUGAAUAACAAACCACAGAGAGACAUUUGGGAGCUGCUCAAGGGCCAGAGUCUGGUGGAGGAGCCGGUUUGCUGGGAGCUGCUGAUGGACAGCAAACGACAAGGAGUCGACCUGCUCUACACAAACAUGGAGACCCUUUUACCUCUACCUCUCACACAUCUGACUACCUCUACCCGCAACCCAGAGCAGUGCAUUACCGUAUCGCAAGACCAACCUUCUGCCCCUCCAAAAGAGCAACCAUCAUCCAUGCUGCCAUCAGAUUCCAGGCUAUCAGCAGAGUCAGAUGUUUGUUCAGACGGUGGCAGUCCGGUCAAAGUGUCCAACAGAAUGAGGGAGAACAAGAGGAGACACCAUCGACCUGACCAGGCUGCACUUGACUCUGAGUCAGACUCAGAAGAUAGAUUUCUUUCUCUCUGCAAGCCUCCGGGCAUUCCUCAGGCAAAAGAGGAAGUCAAAGAUGGUUUAGAUUCAAAAAGGGUUAAAAGGACGCUGACUCCUGAGGAGCGCAUAAAAAGUCUCCCAGUCUCUCAGUGUCUAGAAUCACUAGCAGAUUUCUUAGACAGCAUGUCCUACAUGGACAUGUUGCUCGACAGGGCUGGCGGUCACAGACGAAUGUCGCCUGUUAGUGUGGUCAUAAAAGACGGGAUGACAGAUGAGUCAGGUGUGGAGACCGGCAAAGGGAGCUUGGAGACAGAAGCUGGCUUGGAGAUCCAGGCGGCGGUGGAGGCUUUGAGCUUCCACAAGUGUCGGGUUUCAGCAGCAGAGGCCUGGCACAAAGCAGGACAGCUAGAAGGGGAGCUGCGCGAAGAGGCUGUAGCAGAGCUCAGCCUCCCAGUGGCUGCUCAUCGGGAAGGUUUCAGCUUCACACAGGACGGCCCAUGUCAACCACAGUUGGUGGAACGGAGACGAGAGGUGAUGGAGAGUCUGAUGCUGAAAGGAGUGUUUGGUGCUCUUGCCAACAGUCCACAAGCUGCUCUGGACUAUUUACCAAUGAUGCGCUGCAUCUGCAGGUCCGAGCAGCUUAAGGAGCAAGGCAAAGUUAAGCGAAGGUUUCUGCACUACCUCAAUGCGAUCCACUUGGGUCUCCAAAAAAGCACUCUACAACUCCUCGCUGAAGAUUUCCCUUAAAACAACUGAGACAACCACAAUGGACUCCACAGUUGCACACACAGGCCUUAAAAAUUCUGGCUCUCAGAUGGACAGGUUUGAAGAUCUAAAUAAAGAAGUCUGUGUUCUCUGAGAUUGUGACUGAUCAGUCCGUCAGAGGUGUGUGAGCACAAAGGACUGUUUCCACAUUCUUACCAACACAGAGGUGACUGAAUAAUAAAGGACAUACAACUAAAUAACCUCAUGUGAGACAUCUUUUGGUGCUUUAAAAACUGUUCCACUUUACAGUUUUAUCUCAUUUUUGUAAUAUUAACCUGUGCUUGAGUGUAUUUUUUGUACAGUAGUGCUUUAUAGGGUUGCUUACCAGUGCUUUUUAUUUUCAAAGUGAUUUUUAUGGAGUAGAAAUUGCUUUUUUUUUGUGCUGAGCCCUUGAAGACCCUUAAGGUGGCAUAUUUUAUGUGUGUGCAGAUUAUAGUUUGUAAGUUAUUUUCUAUGAAUUUAUAUGCAUGACUGGCAGCUUUGGGUGUCCAGAGCCAACAUAUCUUUCUGCACAAGAUACUAUCUUGCAAACACAGAAAUAAAAAAUAUUCCCUCAUGAGACUUCAGGGGUUCUGUACUUUCGCAUCACUUGUAAGAGAUUAACAUGUAAAAUAGAAUUUGCUUCUGGAUUUGUGUAAAUUGAUGCUGAUUUUAUUUUUUUUUUUUUUGGUUCACAGUUAAAUAAACACAGGCAGCUUUUUGGUCAGCUCCAAAGGUUUCUGUCACAUCAACACUGAUUGUUCUUUUUGUUUUUGUUUUUUUUCCUUUCAUGUUUUUAAUUAUGUACACAUUUUUUUGUACAGCGGGGUUUUUGUUGCU